Messenger RNA from Leptomonas pyrrhocoris, 1145 nucleotides. RefSeq lists its product as hypothetical. The record is from RefSeq and is a predicted model, not a curated record. NCBI's taxonomy places the organism in Eukaryota, Euglenozoa, Kinetoplastea, Trypanosomatida, Trypanosomatidae. The transcript has a single exon. The coding region runs from base 33 to 1145 and encodes 370 amino acids.
GUCACCGCUCAAGAAAAGGAAAUAAAGUAAAAAUGCGACCGACAACUUCUUCGACUGUUUUCUCACGCUACCCCGCCGCGCUGUCGCUGCCCUCCGCCGACCCGAGCAGCCUCGCCGUCGAGGUGAUGCUACGGUUUACGGGCGCACGCAUCUCACGGCGAGACGUUCGCCUGGGGGACCUUUCCCUCAGCAUCCAUGAACCCGACAUCGCAGAAGGGUCCUCAACGGGGCCAGCCAAAGGCGACGUGAAGGCGGAAGUCUGCAGCGGGUUGAUGUCGUGCCUGAACCGCCUCAGCAACGAGGACGGCGUGGCGCAGGUGAGCAGCACGCGGGCCGCAGAGGCGAUGUGUGCGAAGGUGCUGACGACGCAGUGCAUCUUUCCUGCCUUUCUCUUCCUGGUGCACUUCGAUCCGGUGGUGUAUCGCGCCACCAUGACGAAGAGCGUCGAGCCAAAGGUGGCGAGCUUCUGGGAGGGCCUCACGGGCAGCUACCGUGAGCACGUACUGCGCUGCAACCCGUACCUGUACACGGGGCGCGGUGUGUCGAGCGUGCCGAGCGGUCGGCUCUCGGUGGGGCACAUCGCGAAACUGAAGGAGGUCAGGGAGGACGUUGACGCCGCGUUUGUGGCGUUAGACGCGCUCUGCGCCGUGCACGGCAGCUCAGCAGACACGUUUUUUACGGGGACGGCGAAGCCGACGUGCGUGGACGCGCUCGUGUACGCCGCCGCCUCCAGCUUCUUCCACGCCGACGCCGGCGAAGCGGCCGUCUCCGUGCGGGCGCAUCAGCAGCGGUUGAUGGACGCGUGCCCGCACUUGCUGCGGUACACGGAGCGGCUGCGCCAUCUAUUCUUUGAGGCCGACAGCGGGACCUACUGCCUGAAGCCGCGCACUGACACGGAGGAGAGUGUGAACCAGGCGAUGGCCGCCGAGGCGGAGCAGCAGUAUCGGAAAGGUCGGCUGCAGACGCUAUGGUGGACGGGCCUGUUUGCGACGGCGUACUUUAUUCUCGCCAACGCCGACAUGGUGGUAGCGCUGCUGGAGCAGACGGCGGAGGAGGCGGAGGAGGAGAAAGAGGAGGUGGCGGCGGAGGCGGCGGAGGGGUCGCGCGGCACCGGAGCAGCGCCGCGAGAGCCGAGGGAGUUGUAA